UGGCAAGUUAUACAUUCAAUAAAUUCCCCCAUACAUCUAUUCCGUCCCUUAAUUUGACCCACCCAAAACAAAGACAAUAUAUUUAUAUAUUAUCAAUAUAAUUCCUUCUGGUUUUGAGAGAGUACAUAAUUGACUAUAUAUUAUUAUUUAAAUAACUUAUGCUUGUUGUAUUCAUAAAGAUAAAUGUUUAUUUGUAAUUAAUUAUAAAUAUAUUUAUGUGAGAAUAAUAAUUAUAUUGGAGAAGUCAUUUUUACAGAUUACCUAAAAAAUGGAGAUAAAAAAUUAUGCGUGGCAGUCAGAUCCCUUACUUCUCUCCCUUUACCUUCUUCUUCUUCCCUUGUUGCUUAUUCUCCUUUUAUUCAAGCGUAACAGAUCAUGGCCAACCAGACAACUCAACCUGCCACCGUCGCCCCCUUCAUUUCCGAUAAUUGGCAACCUCCACCAGCUAACCAAAGAUCCUCACCGCUCUCUCCGAGCACUAUCCAACAAGUACGGCCCUCUCAUGCUCUUGCACUUGGGCCAAGUUCCAACUCUUAUCGUUUCAUCACCAGAUUUGGUGGAGGAAAUAGUUAACACCAGCGACGUCGCUUUCUCCGGCCGGCCCAACACGACAGCCACUGAGUUCUUGUUUUAUGGACACAAAAACGUGCUUUUCGCUCCUUAUGGCGAGUACUGGAGACAAGCUCGGAAGAUCUGUGUCCUUGAACUCUUAAGCCUUAAAAGAGUUCAAUCUUUUCAAAUAGUGAGGGAACAAGAAGUCAACGAAUUGAUCAAUGAGAUUAGGAAAGAAGGUUGCGUUGAUGGUGGCCUUUCGAUUAAUUUGAGCAAGAUGCUUAUUCAAGCUUCCAAUAAUGUAAUGUCGAGAUGUGUUCUUGGGCAUAGCUAUAAGACUGAAGACGGAUCUAUCAGAAAGUUGGAAGAGUUGUCACGCGACAUGUCAAUGCAACUCAUGGCCUUUAGUUUUGGAGACUUUUUCCCUUGUCUGAGAUGGAUUGAUGUUCUAAGAGGUUUCGUUGGUAGACUGAGAUCGAGUUUCAGAGAUUUCGAUUCGUUUAAUGAUCGUGCUGUUCAAGAACAUAAAGCAGCGAGAAAAUGUAAUCAUCGUGAUGGUUCUGAGAUGGAAGAUUUUGUAGAUGUUCUUCUCAGACUUCAACAUGAUUCGGAGCUUGAAUUUGAGCUAACUCAAGACCACAUCAAAGCAAUCCUACAGGACAUGUUGGCUGCAGGAAAUGACACAACUUCAACAGUUGCAGAAUGGCUAUUGGCAGAGCUAGUAAGAAAUCCAAGAGUAAUGAAGAAGGCUCAAGAAGAAGUAAGAAGAGUGGUGGGAGAAAAAGCAAAGGUUGAGAUAAACGAUAUCAACCAAAUGAAUUACCUGAAAUGUGUUGUGAAAGAAAAUCUAAGACUCCAUCCACCAGCUCCUCUUCUAGCUCCUAGAGAAACAACCACAAGAGUUCAACUAGGAGGGUAUGAUGUGCCAGCAAGAACAAGAGUCAUGGUCAAUGCAUGGGCGAUCCAUAGAGACCCUAGUUUGUGGGGCAAGCCUGAUGAGUUCAUCCCUGAAAGGUUUGAGAACAAUAGGAUUGAUUUUAACGGUCAAGAUUUCAAGUUCAUCCCGUCUGGUUUUGGGAGGAGGAGAUGUCCUGGUUUAGCAUUUGGGAUUAUUAGCAUUGAGUAUAUGAUAGCUAAUCUUUUGUAUUGGUUUGAUUGGAAAAUGCCUGAUGAGAGUGGGUUGGCUGAGUUUGACAUGAGUGAAGUUUGUGGAUUGACAGUUCAUAAGAAUGUUCCUCUUCAUAUUGUGCCAAUUUCAUACUCUCCUUGAUCAUCUAUCCUGCGGAUCCUUUCCAAAUAAGGUGUGUAUGUAACACGUUUUGGAUCCAUUCUCAAAAAUCUUGUAGCUUGUUUUUUUUCCGGGUUGUUGCUAUGUGUUUUUGUAAAGUGUCAUUUUGUUACCUGUGUUUACAAUAAUGUUUAUUUGGUACGUUGUAUAUUGAAAUUGUGCAUAUUUAGUACCAUGUAUUUUGAAAUCGUAUAUAUUUGGUACCCUAAACUCAAAUUUAAUUAAUAAAAUCUUAACAAUUUAAUCAUACUGCUCUCAAUUACAUGAGUUUCAAAGUUAAAUUUAAUUACUUAAUUGCAUAUAACUUAUGGUAAUUUGGUUGGAUUGAUAAAACUUUAUUUAUCAAAUCUGAGUCUAGGGUACCAAAUAUGUAUGUUUUUAAAAUACAGAGUACUAUAUGAGUAUUAUAGAAAAAAGAGUACCAAAAUAAUUCUUUGUAAAAACACAGGUACCGAAUGACUAAAUUCCUUCACUUUUUAAUAAAAUUGGUACAUCUAGACAAAUCCCAUUUUGUUUUUU
Humulus lupulus (European hop) is the source of this 2359-nucleotide messenger RNA. Its product is annotated as phenylacetaldehyde oxime monooxygenase CYP71AN24-like. Gene Ontology annotation, molecular function: iron ion binding; oxidoreductase activity, acting on paired donors, with incorporation or reduction of molecular oxygen; monooxygenase activity. The transcript has 2 exons. NCBI's taxonomy places the organism in Eukaryota, Viridiplantae, Streptophyta, Magnoliopsida, Rosales, Cannabaceae. The record is from RefSeq and is a predicted model, not a curated record. Bases 269 to 1822 code for a protein of 517 amino acids.